This is a messenger RNA of Phytophthora nicotianae INRA-310, 138 nucleotides long. RefSeq lists its product as hypothetical. NCBI's taxonomy places the organism in Eukaryota, Oomycota, Peronosporomycetes, Peronosporales, Peronosporaceae. The record is from RefSeq and is a predicted model, not a curated record. The transcript is spliced from 2 exons. The coding region runs from base 1 to 138 and encodes 45 amino acids.
AUGGAGAGCUACACACAAGCGGACGUAGAACUCGCGCGCCGCAGCAGGGGAGAAGAAGGCAGCAAUCGCCAGGACGUCGUCGUGGUCCAGUACGACCAGGAUCAAAGCCCGUCUGUUGAAUUGAACUCUGUGGAGUAG